This is a messenger RNA of Tuber aestivum (summer truffle), 804 nucleotides long. The record is from the annotation of a GenBank genome assembly. NCBI's taxonomy places the organism in Eukaryota, Fungi, Ascomycota, Pezizomycetes, Pezizales, Tuberaceae.
AUGCUCCUCUUCUGCCCUCAAUGCUCGAAUACACUAACCGUCUCCCGCGCCCCCGAAACCGGCACUAACCGCCUCGAAUGCCGCACAUGUCCAUACCAAUUCCUCCUCGACCAGGCGUACUACGAGCGCAAGUCGAUGAAACGGAAAGAGGUCGAGGACGUACUUGGUGGGGAGGGGGCUUGGGAUAACGUUGAUCAGACGGAUGGCAAGUCCUCCCUUCCCUCCCUCCCGAAGGGUAGAUGGUGGCUGAUGGAAUGGUGGGGAGUGUAUAGCGCAGUGUCCUGUUGAUGAGUGCGGGGGUACUAGGGCCUACUUUUAUAUGGUGCAGAUUAGGAGUGCAGAUGAGCCCAUGACCACAUUUUACAAGGUUUGCUCUCUCCCUCCUACCGUUCUCGUCCGUAAGAUCGUAGUGGAUAGCGUUGACAAAUGGGGUGAGGGUAGUGUGUUUCUUGUUCGCACAAGUGGCGAGAGAACUGAGUCCCCUGGAGAUUAUCGUAUUGCCAUACCGUGCUAUUCUACUCGCCCCAGGCAAGAGGAUCCGGAGAUGCGAGUCACGAGUUUGUUAUGGUUCCAUUGAGUUGUAUGGACGCUCAGGUAUGCACGGAUUUUUUGCAACAUACUCCACGAGUCCCCGUUUUCGGAUGCUUCUUGCCUGGGGCGAGUCUACCACGGCGAUUGCUUGGUUAGAGCUGUGCGAAAGGGAGAUGAAGAGCGUGCCGUGAUAUUGUUGGUGGCCAUAACUUCCACGGCACGAACGUGUGAGAAUAGUUAGACCAUGAAAUGAAAAUCUAAUCCAGUCUGUGC